UUACACAACUCUUAUCGCUUUCCAAUAAAUAACGGUUGUUCAUGCAAUCUUACUAUACCUUUCUACAAUCUCUUCCAAAAAAGAGCAGGAUGCAGUUACACGUUGUGGCGUUUGCGGGUUUUAUCUCCACAGUGCUCUCUCAAAGUCAAUAUGAUGUCAUUGCUCAAGCCGUGGACAAGACCUUUGAUUUGGUUGAUUUCAACCCCAAGGACGGCCAUGUGCAAUACCAGGAGCUUAGCAUGGGAUUCGAUUAUAUAGACACCAAUGACGAUGGCGUGUUAUCAUUUGAGGAAUACAUCAAGGUUACAAACUCUGAACCAAUUCAGCGAGACAUCUUCAACCACUACGAUACAAACAAAGAUGGAGUCCUUCAGAAAACAGAAUAUGUUGACACUCCAUUUAGGGCAAUGGACCCCAAUGGGGACAACGUAGUGACAAGACAUGAUUAUGAUCACUUCUACACCAAUAUGGUAUAUCAUAUUGUACAGCAGCAGCAGCUGCAGCACGGACAGUUUGGACGUUAGGGAUCCUGUACACCUGGACUGCGUUUUACUUUUACUUUUACUUACGACUUGCAACAAAAAUAAUGACUGCUUAUUAAUCACAAACUAAUCAAUUUUUUGUUCUAAUAUCUGUAGAGUAUAAUUAUGGAUAUCAAAAAAGUUGUAAAAAUUGGUUUUAUAAAAAAUGUGUUCUUUAAAGAUUAUUCUAUGAAACUGAAAAUGUUUAGGACUUUGUCGUAAGUUCUUUUGUAAAACGCAGUCCAUACACUUAAAAUAAAAUUAUGAAUUCAAAUGAC
Molecule: messenger RNA, 799 nt
Organism: Magallana angulata
Lineage: Eukaryota; Metazoa; Mollusca; Bivalvia; Ostreida; Ostreidae
Exons: 6
Coding region: 42-524 (160 amino acids)
Molecular function (GO): calcium ion binding
Source: RefSeq, a predicted model, not a curated record